Messenger RNA from Xenopus laevis (African clawed frog), 2812 nucleotides. Its product is annotated as circularly permutated Ras protein 1. The record is from RefSeq and is a predicted model, not a curated record. Lineage: Eukaryota; Metazoa; Chordata; Amphibia; Anura; Pipidae. The coding region runs from base 120 to 2606 and encodes 828 amino acids. The transcript is spliced from 23 exons.
CCUUCCCCCAGGUCAGGUGUUACUGAGCCUGUCACAAAAGUCAGAUCUGAGCACUUGACAAUUCACUGCUAUAGAAGGAGCAAAGGAAGUGACAACUGAGCAGGUGCUGGAGGUCGGAAAUGGAGUUCGGCUGCAGAUAUAUUUAUGUCAACGACAAAAACAUCAAUAGAGACAAUGGGAUAGUACAUUCCCACCCCCACCCACUGCAGAUCCACCCAAAUGCACCUAUGAAUGAAAAUCCUUCCUUGGUUACAAGUUCAUAUGAUAAUUUCAUUCCCAUUGAAUGGCCUCCUGCCUAUGACAACUCUACAGCGGCUUCUGUAGCCAAAAAGGUUCCUGCACUGAAACCCCAGCUCUCACCCAAGCCAGAGCGAAGGACAAAUGUCUCUCCCAGGCCUCAUUCCCCACUUAUAGCCGAUUUAAUACAGAGAAUCACUCUACACAAAGCCACCACUUUCCAGGAGGCACCCUCUCCCAAUACACCACCAAAUCCUCACCUAGAUGUACAGCCAUCUGGUCCUACAGGUAGAAAGACACCCCCUCCUAUUCCGGAACGCAGGAAGAAACCCUCCAUGGUUCAGCACCAAGGUGUUCUUGAACCUGGCUAUGAUAAUUUCAAUCCUAAAGAGGAAUCCCAGGCUGACAAUCAAACUACAGAUGUGUACUAUGAAACACCCCCUGACAGUGCUCCAGAUGCAUCUAGUGAUUAUCUACAAGUGCUUCAAUCCCCUCCCUCAGAGCUGGAAAGGUCAAAGACUCCACCUCCUGUUCCAGAGCGAAAGAAGAGGCAUUCAUUGGUUCCUCCAGCUUCUAUGUACUAUGAACCACCCACAGGCGGGGCAUCCACUGCUUACCUGGAAAUACUUCCAGCAACUUCCUCAGAGCUGGAAAGGUCAAAGACUCCACCUCCUGUUCCAGAGAGAAAGAAGAGGCAUUCAUUGGUUCCACCAGUUUCACCUAAAUUGGAAGAAAACAAAGUAGAACAGAUACAAGCAAAUUGCAAUAUCCUGCUCCUCAAUCUUGGGAAGCUGGUGGAUAUCCCAGGUACGGCAAACUCUGUCAAGCCAUCUCUGUGUAGCAACUGCUCUGCCGCGUUAUCCAAGGUCAAUCCUGUACAAGAGAACAAGACCUGGUGUUGUGUUUUUUGUGGAUGUGAAAAUACUAUGCCAGCCGGUACACACAUUGAGAACUUUACAGAAGAUCAAAUCUGCCUCUCUGAUCCAAUGCCUGGACAGACACCUGAUGAUGACUCCAUAUUAAUAUUCUGCGUUGACAUAUCUGGGAGUAUGAGUGUGACAUCAGAAAUAGAAAAUGACAUGAGCUUUAAUGGUAACCAAGCACUCUACAUAACAAGAAUGGAGGCCUUGAAAUCUGGUCUCUUGCAGUCUCUUGAUUAUCUUUAUAGCCAACAUCCAAAGAAAAGGGUUGUGCUCAUCACUUUCAGUGACCAGGUAAUGAUAUAUGGGGAUGGCACAUCACCACCUCAUAUCCUGGAUGAUACAGAGCUGUUAGAUCCUGAUUAUUUAAGAUCCUGCGGAGAAACGCAGCCAAUGCCUCACACAUUAGAAGAAACACUGACUGCACUGAAGUCGAGGAUUGGAAGUUUGUAUGAAAUGGGAGCGACGGCACUUGGACCGGCAGCAUUGGUCUCCAUAGCGAUGGCAGCUCAAAAACCAGGAUCCAAGGUGAUCAUCUGCACAGACGGUAGAGCCAACACGUACCUGGGGAACCUGGAUGAUAUUGCGGAAGAGCAUGCCUAUCAGUCUUCCCGGCUCUUCUACAGCAACUUGGCUGGUUUGGCUCUCCGGCACAGUGUGGUAGUGUCUGUACUGACCAUAGAAGGGACUGACUGCAGGUUGCCUGAGCUCGGCCAGUUAGCUGAUAAAACUGGAGGCAAGGUAAAUAUUGUCCAUCCUCUGAACUUGGCGCAAGAGUUCCAGUCUAUUCUGGAAGAAGAAAUCAAUGCUACAGAUGUGAACGUGAGGGUUUACCUACCAAGUUACAUGUAUUUUGUAUACGAGGGGCACUCUGCACCCAUAUUGGAGCGAACCAUUGGAAGCACAACACCUGACACUGUGCUGUCUAUGGAGUUUGACAUCCAUUCAUCCAAGAUUCAGGAUGCAUUGCGUCACUCCCAACUACCAGUCCAAGUGCAGCUGACAUUUUGCCUGCCGGACGGAAGAAGAAGCCACCGGAUUCUGACUCAUAGACGGCCAGUGACCAAUGACAGUUUAGCUGCUCUGGAAGCCCUCAAUAUGAGUGUCCUGCAGAUCCAUAGUGCCCAGAUUAGUGCCCAUCUCGCUAUAGAAGGACGUGUGGAUGAGGCCACUAAGGUGGCUCUGGCGCUGAAAGAUCUCAUUGCUCAGAUUAUGAAACAUGAAAAGUAUGAGGCAAGCAAUGACGUGUAUGAGGAAUGGGAGAACACCAUGUCGCCAAUCUAUGAAGAUUUGAAAAUAUAUGGGAAUUCAAUCAAGAGACAACGUGAACAAGGAAACGAGCAUGUCCCUGCUGUGAAAGGCUUUACAGAUGAAAUGGCAAACAUGAUGUUCCACCUGAAGCAGGCCAAGAACAAAGUGAUAAAAAAGCUGAAGCUCCAGCCCCAAUAAAUAGAAAAUAUAGGAGGGCAUGGCUAACAGAGAAGAUGUAGAAUCCCACAAUGGAGUGGAGCAGUUAACCAUGUGCAGCCACAGCUGUCAACCCCACCCCUCCCAAUUUUUUGGGGAGAUUUUGGGCUACAUCCCCCACACUCUUAAGGGAGAAGGAAAUGUUAAAACUAAGUAAGCUUUAUCAGAAAGGUCUAUAUAAAUACACC